This is a messenger RNA of Daphnia pulicaria, 3380 nucleotides long. RefSeq names its product peroxidase-like. Gene Ontology annotation, biological process: response to oxidative stress. Bases 353 to 3145 code for a protein of 930 amino acids. NCBI's taxonomy places the organism in Eukaryota, Metazoa, Arthropoda, Branchiopoda, Diplostraca, Daphniidae. The transcript has 16 exons. Gene Ontology annotation, molecular function: peroxidase activity; heme binding. The record is from RefSeq and is a predicted model, not a curated record.
GUCGGCUGGACUACAAUUUGUUAGCGUCACGGCCAAUUGAUUCCGUUCCGGCUUCCGCACCGACAGCGAGGUGUCACGGCGAUUUUUGUUUGUCGUCUAUACAACACGCCCUGAAGUAAAAAUCGGGAAAGAAGAAGUAGUUCAAAAAAGUCUAGCGAGUAGAGAGAGGGGGAAACUCUUUUUCCCUUUCGGCCAAUUGCACCUGGCCCUCCCUCCCUGUAUAAAAGUACUCAAAAAGAGAAGCGUGAUCACGACAGAGCGUCAAUUUGGUCGUUGUAAGAAGCCGGAACACACCGUUAGUGCCAAACUGCCAAAAAGUCUUGACGUUUAAACUCCAUAAAACAUCAGAGAAAUGAAGAUGGUGUCCCGGUGGAUGAUGGCAGCUGUUACAAUUGGCUUUCUAUUCAAUGCCGUGGCCAGCAGUGAGAAACUAGAAAAAGAGCAUCGAGGGUUAGAGCCCAGCAGUGAGAUCAGACGUCCGUCCGGUAGAAUAAUCAACCGCAGUUAUCCGUCUAGAGGCUCUUUUUAUGAUGAGGGAUACGUUAAAUACGAUCCUUCCGGGCUCGGCUUUGAGAUUCAAAAGCCUCAACAUUUAUUUGACGCCUUCCAUCAAUCAGAUCCGUUCAAACCGUCAUCUUUCGAUUCCGAAAUCCCUUGGCCGGCCUAUCCGGAAUUGAAACCGAACCAUCACCGGGAGCUACCCAGAUAUGUUGAACCCCCCUAUUACCCUCCAAGCAACCGAAAGCCUUCUUACAAAGAAGAGAUUUUACAUCCUACCAAAGACGCCCAUCAGUACCCUGAAAUUCCCAUCAAAUACGAAGAGAAAUCUCCUUACAGCUGUCCGAAAAUCGCUGGGUACGAGUCGCAUUGUCAGCCGGCCAAAGAUUGCGCCGUUUGGUACGAUGUUGUCCUCACCACUCCUGGAACAGCUUGCAAACUGGCGUCCAAUGGAUACCCGGGAAUCUGUUGUCCUCAUCUUCCCUACAACAGUCGUGGAGUGGCCAUCAAAUUAGUGAAGAAAAACGUCAAGAUAGAGAGACCUUGCAUUGACAGUUACUCUGUGAACUCAGCCGCUCACGCUGGCCAGUUCCAGUUGAGAUUAAUGGACGAAAUGGAGAAGAAUCUCCUCGUUCACAACGUCACCGUCCGUCCGAGAUCGUCGAGUUACACUCAUUUGCAAUUCUUUCAGAAGGCAACAGAGUCUCAAGAUCUUAGUCGUGGAGCCCUGGCUGCUAUAGAAACCACCAGAGAACUCGCCAAAAGAUUCGGAUUGACUCCGGAUGAGGCUAGUGUGGGUUUAUCCAAAUUCUACUUAAAGGACACAAUUUUAUCAAAAACCUGCCCUCUCGUUCCAGUCUGUGAUGAGCGGACCCUUCGCUCGCCCUUCCGGAAGCUGGAUGGAUCGUGUAACAACUUGAAGCGCACCUUCUGGGGCCAGUCCCGAACUCCAUUUCAGAGGGCCAUUGUCCCAGAUUACGCUGAUGGUGUUUGGCUGCCGAGAAGAGCUCAAAAUAAUGGCGAACUUCCGAGCGCCCGAUUGGUGUCCGUUUCCGUCGUUUUGGAUAAAGACGCUCCCACCGCUACGGAAACUCACUGGGUCAUGCAAUACGGACAGUUUAUCAACCACGACAUGUCCUUAACUAACCUCUUCCGAACGAAAUCCUCGGCGGCCAUCCAGUGCUGCACGGAAGACGGGAAAUUAUUGACCAACCCCGAUCUAAUCCAUCCGCAAUGUCUGCCCAUUAAGAUCCCGAACGACGAUCCGUUUUUCUCCAAAUUCGGCCAGCUUUGCAUGAACUUUGUCCGCUCCACUCCGGCACCCAGAAGUGACUGCAGCUUGGGUUACGGUGAGCAGAUGAAUGGCAACACCCACUUUUUGGAUCAAUCCAACGUUUACGGGUCUGACGAUACGGCGGCCGCCGAGUUGCGGACGUUCGUGAAAGGCGGCCUGAAAGUGAACCAACAACAGAACCAUCACUUGGAUUUGCUCCCACCAGACAAUAACACGGAAACUAACUGCACCUUAUCGAAACCAGUUUCCGCAGUAGCUGUACCAGUUAAAGUCAAAUGCUUCAAAGCAGGCGAUCCUCGUCCAAAUCAGACGCCCAAUUUGGCCGUCACUCACACGAUUUUCUUGCGUGAACACAACAGACUGGCGGCGGCGCUGGCCUAUUUGAAUCCAAAAUGGGAAGACGAGCGUCUUUACCAAGUUUCCAGGCGCAUUCUGAUCGCUCAAAUGCAGCACAUCACCUACAACGAAUGGCUGCCCAUCGUAAUUGGCAGAGCCAAAAUGCAGCAACUUGGAUUGUUGCCACUUCAAAGCGGUUUUAGUGACGACUACGACCAACAUUUAAAUCCGAGCAUUUUGAACGAAUUUUCGGCCGCCGCUUUUCGCUUCGGGCACUCGAUGGUUCAGGGCAAACACGAUCUAACUAAUCUGCGGAGGAAGAAGGAAGUGCAGAUACUCUUACGUCAGCACUUUAGUAAAAUGCAAACAGUUUACACGCCAGGAAAUCUUGAAAAGUUUCUUAUCGGAUUGGCUACUCAGCCCAGUCAGAAUUUCGACAAUUAUUUCACCGAAGAGAUUACCAAUCAUUUGUUUGAAGAAGCCGGCAAGGGAUUCGGUUUGGAUUUAGUAUCCCUAAAUAUUCAACGCGGUCGUGAAAGAGGUAUUCCUGGUUACAAUGCUUUCCGUACUCUAUGUGGUCUACAACCUGCAAAAGAUUUCAGCGACCUGAAAAAUUUUAUUCCUGACGUGAUUGCUGAACGAUUCGAGCUACUUUACGAUUCAGUGGACGAUAUUGAUUUCUUCAUCGCCGGCAUUUCCGAGAGGAAAGUGAAAGGUGCCACGAUGGGCCCGACUUUCCAGUGUAUUGUAGCCGAUCAGUUUUUGAGACUGAAACGAGGUGAUCGCUUCUUCUACGAUCUGGCUGAGCAGACCGGCUCGUUCUCCGAAGAACAAUUGAACGAAAUUCGCAAAACCAGUUUCGCCCGACUUAUUUGCGACAACAGCAACGUAUUGCACUCGCAGCCCUUAAUCUUUAAAACGGAAUCCGCCAUAAAUCCGGUCGUGAGUUGCGAAUCUCCGUCUAUUCCGCGCGUAAGUCUUCUCCCGUGGCAAGAGAAAUUUGAGAAACCUUACUAAAAAAACAAAGUGCCUUAUUAGAAAAUGUCGCUGGACAUUAUUUUAAAAGAAUUUAUCUGCAUAAUUCGUUUUGAGUGAGAUCUGAGAUCACAUUAAAUUUUUAAAAAUUCUAAUUUUGUUGUAAAGCUUGAAUUUAAGAAAAUUUUACUUUGAAUUCCGGGAUCUUUUUAGUAUAGUUGUGUAUUGAAUACCAUGCCUUCCGGCUACAAAGUGCUAUAAAAUACUAAACGUUUGA